Podospora bellae-mahoneyi is the source of this 762-nucleotide messenger RNA. RefSeq lists its product as uncharacterized. The transcript has a single exon. The record is from RefSeq and is a predicted model, not a curated record. Bases 1 to 762 code for a protein of 253 amino acids. NCBI's taxonomy places the organism in Eukaryota, Fungi, Ascomycota, Sordariomycetes, Sordariales, Podosporaceae.
AUGUCCCACGUGACCCCCCACUGGCCCCAACCCUCCCACCCCACCAUCCAACAAGUCAUCUACGCCACCGACGACACCUCCUUCACAACCAAGUCCCUCUCCCUCAUCACCCUCCCCCCCUUCGGCCUCUUCGCCAAGCUAGACUUCCCCCCCUGCACACCCGCCCCCUCCCCAACCUAUGCUACAGUCCAGUGCGGGAUCAACUCCCACCUCAACCUCAACUCUGACCUCCUCUACAUCAACCACUCGUGCGACCCCUCCCUCAUCUUCGACACCACCAACCUCGUCGUCAUGGCCGGACCAAAAGGGCUCAAAGUCGGGGAGGAACUCACCUUCUUCUACCCCUCGACUGAAUACGCCAUGGCCCAGCCGUUCGACUGCUUCUGUGGAAGCAGCAGCUGUAAAGGACGGAUCAGCGGCGCGAGGGAUAUGAAGCCUGAGCAGCUGGAGGGUAUGUUUCUCAACGCGCAUAUUAGGGAGCUGCUGGGGAUGAACGGGACAAAGGGGGGACAAGAUGAUGAGACCGCAAAGGCGCUGAGGGAGGUUGUCAGGGCUGCCGAGCGGGCUUUGGACGGGUACUUGGCUGCUAAGGGUGGUGCUGCCGGCAAGGGGGAGGAAAAGAAAAUCAAUGGGGUGAAGAAGGUUUUGAACGGGGGUUAUGCCAACGGAAACGGGAUCGAGAUUGAGGCUGAGGGGUUGAGGGCCAGGGGAACGACGUCACGGGAGCUGAGCGGGGAGAUGGGGGGUGAUACGAGGGCUUAG